Theileria equi strain WA is the source of this 171-nucleotide messenger RNA. RefSeq lists its product as hypothetical. Lineage: Eukaryota; Apicomplexa; Aconoidasida; Piroplasmida; Theileriidae. The record is from RefSeq and is a predicted model, not a curated record. The coding region runs from base 1 to 171 and encodes 56 amino acids. The transcript has 2 exons.
AUGUCGUAUGGAGUUGGAACGUGCAUUUUGCCGAUAGUUAGGCGCGCUCUUGUUGCUACUGUAGCUAUCGAAGCUGCGUUUUUGACUUAUGAUGUUGGAUUAAAACCUGCACUUCCAACACUUUAUAAUAAGCUAUUUGUAGCGAAUUCAAAGAAAUCCAAAGAUGCGUGA